GGCACACAUCUGCGUUUGGGCUCUGAACCUACUGGCAGGGUCCUGGGCAUGGACACCCUGGGCACUGUCCUGAUCUGGCAGGUCGCUCCACCCACCUCCAGCACAUCCAGGCCUGCAACUCAGGCGGGAGCGCACCAGGGGGCGCUGCCUAGAAGUUUCUCUUGGGCCGUUUUCUAGCCAGCCACAGGGCUUCUAGUCUCAUUUCUCUGGCUUUUGAAAGGAGGCAGGAUCACUGCCCUCUGCCUGGCUGGAGGGUCAGCCUUGUGUGCCCCAGCCAAGAGUACCAGCUUGGGCACUACUGGACUCCGAGUGGGGUCCAUCAAACAUCUGAGGCCCCGAUGGUGCCUGAGCUGAGAACUCUGUCUCGGCAGCGAGAGGAUCUGGUAUCUGCCCACAGCCCACACCAGGAGCAGAGCAGCUACAACGCUGCACAGCUCAGAGCUAGGAGGGAUCCUGGUGGGUGGGGGGUAGCCAAAACAUAAAUGUGCUUUCAAGAAAGGCAGGCAACUCCUGUAGGGGAGCACCCCUUCUGGGAGCCUCAGGGCAGAGGCACAGGCUGAGCUGGCUAGGGCCAGGCCCUGGGUGUCUGGGCCCUCGCCUUGCUACGGAGUGCCCACCCUGAAGGUACUGUCCUGGGAGGUCCUGGGAGCAAGAUGGUCCCAGGGCUGGGCAUGUUCAGAGCCAUGUGGGCACUUGAGUUGCUUUCCUGGCUCCCACCUGGCUUGUGCCUCCCUGUGCCCUAUUCCUGCCUGCUCUGCACAUGGGCUUGGAGGGCAGCCCUGUCUCAAGGACUUUCUCCUCCGGCCUUUCAUACUCGCUAGAGAGCUUCGUGGAUUGUUCUGAUUUCGAAAUUUACUCCUGUCCAUUUCCUCAGGCUUCCCGCAUCCAGUCUGCUACGAGGCUGUUGUCUUGGGUGGUACCACCUGCCCCGGCAGCAGCAUUACGGCAAAGCCCAGAUCAACUUAGUCCCUCAAGUGGCCACUGCCCGGCCCUUGGGCUGGGUGCCUGCAGUCCUCACCAGGAUGCAAACCUGCUGAACUGGCCUGGCAAGGUGGCAGCGCCAGCCACCUGCCCAGGCACACCUGCCCUGAGUUCCUUUGGACUCAGUUUUCCAAACGCGUCCUAAAGCGGACCUCCCAGCCCAAGGCUCGUCUCAGAUCACAGCAAAAAGUCUGUGCCGGUCCCCAGGGCCCCACAGGGAGGCCACUGGUGUUAGCGGUUGGAGUUUCCUGCUGAGCCCACCGCCCUGGUGCCUGUGGGGCAUGUGAUGGCAGGAGGCUGGUGUGAUCUUCAGGGGGCUGAGCCACUUCCUCCUGCUGCCUCUGUGGUUUGCUUGGCAGGUGCAAGGGGAGGAGGGAAGAAGUCCCCUGGGUGGGGACGGCCUGGCGCAGGAGGACUGUGCUUUGGCAUCUCGGCCCGUGACAGGCUCCAGGAGGCGGCCAAGUGGGAGGGAGCCUGGGACACUGCCCACAGCUACUCUGAGCCACCUGCUCAAGAGGAAGGGCUCCUCGGAGGCCUGUGGCUUUGGCUCAGGCAGGUGUGUACCAGACCUUUCCUUGGGUGACCGGGCAGGGGAGCGGGGCCUUGGGGGGCAGGGCCCUGUUAGGGUGGAGGCUUAGUGGCCUGUGGGAUUGGACAGGCUGGGGGCCCACCUACCCUCCUGCCCCAGGCCCCAUCUAACCCACUGCAGUCCUUUUUCUGGAGCAGGAACUGAGGGGUGGGCCAAAGACUUCCCAAGGUUGCCAGGUCACUGCCCCCCUAGAGAUCAGGGUGUGGCCGCACCCCCUUCUCUGAGUGCCCUCUCCCCACAGUCAGCUUCUGCUGACAUCUGGGCACCCCAGAGGGGCUCUCCAGCCCCUGUCCCCCCUUCCUGCCCCAACCCAGGCUCCCUGUCUGGACUCCUUCAGGUCCCCUGUGGUCCAGGGGGUGGCUCAGGGUCCACUCCAGGCCCAGGGGUGAGGCUCCAGUGGCCUCAGACACCCCGGACCCUGCCCCCACCUGCCCUGCCUCACAGCAUCCACUGUGAGGUCAGCGCCUUCCGACAAGUUCUGUCCAGAGGUAUCCGGUGGGGCCGGGGGCUGGACAUGGCCCCACCUCCCCAGCCCUACUUCUGCCUGGUUGGCAGCCCCCUUGGCCUGAUCUGUCUGUCCCUCCUGCUCAUCCCUGCUGCAGCUGGAACCUACUGUGAGUGCAGCCUGGGCCUCAGCCGUGAGGCACUCAUUGCCCUGCUUGUGGUGCUGGCCGGCAUCAGCACCAGCUGCUUCUGUGCCCUGGUCAUCGUUGUGGUGGGCGUCAUGAGGGCCAAUGACUCAAGCACCCCUGGACAAGUGGACAGCAGGUUGGUGGGGCACUACGGGGUCCAGGAGGGCCACAUGGAUCUGCACACAGUGCACGUGGAGUCCCACCUCAUGGACCCUGACCUGGAGGCCUCUAUGAUGGCGUCCCUGGAGGACCAGGGCCUCAGGACCAUCCCUGUGGACGCUCUGGAGGAGCCGCCGCCACCCACACCGCCACCUCCACCCACACCGCCACCUCCACCCACACCGCCACCUCCACCCCCACCACCACCUGAGCAGGACUGAGGGCCCUGAGACUGCUCAGGGGGAAUUAAAGAGUAUUUAGUGGUUCUGCACUGUCCUCUCUGCAUCCUGGGCACGGGCUGAGGCUCUCUGGUCUUCAGUGGGGAGGUGCCAGGUCUUCCCUGGCCCCCGAGGGGGGCCACACUGCUCGUGUUCCCUGGCUUUCUGCCAUCGCCCUGAGCCCCAGUCCUGCACCUCAUGGUGCUAUGUCCCCUGGAGCUGCCAGGGACCCUGGGCCCUGCCCAGCCUAGUCCACCCCCACCCUGGGAAACCCAGCCCAGGUUGGGGCCAUACCUCCGGCUACUCCAGAAGGGAGCUGGGUGUGACAGGCACAACUGAGUAACGCCCCUGGCCCCACUCACACUGUCCCCAGAAGUUCCAGGAGUCUUUGGCAGGUGGACAGAACACUGACCUACCUCCUGUGGCUCCUCUGCCUCAGUGUACAUCCCCACCCUGGGCCCCUACUGUGUGUUCAGCUCCCACCGAUUAGGGGUUGCCAUGGGCAUGGGGCAUCCCUCCUGAGUGCUCAGUGUGCUUCUGGGGAGAAGCUGAAUGGAGGGCAAGGGGGCUGGGCCAGGCAGGGCCACUUGGGAGAGUGGGACCACUUUGCUUAGCCCCAGCAGGGCAAGACUGGGGCGAUGGGGUGAGAAGCAGGGCAUCCUGGGGACAUCUGAGAGUUGGGUGGGCAUGGGUGUGUUGGGUUCCAGCUCUCAGGGCUCAAUGGGUGCCUGGUGGUGGUCUUGUCAGUGCUGUUGCCUCCUAGAGCCUAGGAAGCCCAGAGCUCUGGGACAGGUGUUUGGCAGCGCAGGCAUUGGCUGUGUGCCCGGCCCCCGCCCCAGGCAGGAGCCAGUCCUGGGACAGGAACUGCCGACGCUCCAGCUGGAGAGUCCAUAUUUGGACAGGCGC
Loxodonta africana (African savanna elephant) is the source of this 3485-nucleotide messenger RNA. RefSeq names its product transmembrane protein 210 (gene TMEM210). The transcript is spliced from 5 exons. The record is from RefSeq and is a predicted model, not a curated record. Lineage: Eukaryota; Metazoa; Chordata; Mammalia; Proboscidea; Elephantidae. The coding region runs from base 2085 to 2582 and encodes 165 amino acids.